Messenger RNA from Recurvomyces mirabilis, 2733 nucleotides. RefSeq names its product cysteine protease (gene RIM13). The record is from RefSeq and is a predicted model, not a curated record. The transcript has 2 exons. Lineage: Eukaryota; Fungi; Ascomycota; Dothideomycetes; Mycosphaerellales; Teratosphaeriaceae. Gene Ontology annotation, biological process: proteolysis. Gene Ontology annotation, molecular function: calcium-dependent cysteine-type endopeptidase activity. Bases 1 to 2733 code for a protein of 910 amino acids.
AUGAGCAAUGCCCGACAUGGUCUCGAUGAGCUUAUACCAGCAGCUAAACAGCCUUCUCCAGAGUCUCCACGGUCGAGCAGUAGGGAUGUCGCACUGCAGCGGGCUAUUGCAGAAGCUGAAGCUGCCAUGCGAGCUCUGAAGCUCGCGAAGGAUCCCAAUGAGCAGGCCAGACAAUCUACUCGCUUCAAGCAGCUACUCCAGGAGGCAGAGCGCAUCAAGCACGAAAAGAACUGGAAAUCACCUUCGUCGCGAAAUAAUACGCCGGCAGACUGCGAACACAGCAAAGCCAUCGUACAAGAGCUCAGACAGCCAGAGUCGACUCGUAUCGUGCCUCGUGCUGAGCAGAUACUACUGCUCAAAGCAGGCUAUCUAAAUGGCUUCAAGUUCCCGCCAUGGUCCACGCUCCCUGCUCCUGACGAAUUCGAGCGAAAAGACGGCGAGGGCUUGUUCACAGAUACGCCAGAGCUGCCUCUUUCCGAAUUCCAGGAAGACGUACUCGAUGACUGGAAGCGGCCUAGCGAGGCUAUGCCACCGCCGACUUGGUUUUCAGGUGAUCGGACUAAUCUAGGCCCUAGCAUGUCCUUCGCUCGUAAGAUUGACCUUGUGCAAGACGCUGCUACCGACUGCUCUGUGGUGGCCUCCCUUUGUGCUGGUGUGGCGAGAGCUGAGCAUGGCCACGGUAAGAUUCUGGGCACGGUCAUAUAUCCUUAUGACCAAGAGAAGGCUCGACCAGCCAUGGCUGCCAAUGGCAAGUAUGUGGUUCGGCUCAACUUUAAUGGCUGUUCUCGCAAGGUUGUCAUCGAUGAUAGACUUCCCGUCAGCAGUACUGGACGAAUCAUUCAUGUGAUCGACCGUCGUAACCCUGGGCUACUGUGGCCAGCCUUGAUAGAGAAGGCCUACCUCAAAGUGCGAGGAGGCUACGACUUUCCCGGAAGUAAUUCAGCUACCGACCUGUGGAUCCUUACAGGCUGGAUCCCCGAACAGGUCUUCUUACAGUCAGACGAGCUGGAGCCUAAUCAAUUCUGGUCACGUGUCCAUACAUCUUUCAACCAUGGCGAUGUGCUGAUCACAAUGGGUACUGGUAAGAUGACUGCGAAGACGGAGCGGGAGCUUGGCUUGGCAGGCGAACAUGACUAUGCUGUGCUUGAUCUGCGAGAGGUGGAUGGGCAGCGCCUACUUUUGAUCAAGAAUCCUUGGUGUGAAGGGACGAGCUGGCGUGGUAAGCUCAAUGAAAGUCAGCGAAGUGACGUAGCACCGACUGAAGAACGUGCUGAACAAUCUUUGAUCGAACUCGAUGAUGGAAUUGGGCCGCUACAGAGCUCUCGCGACUUGCUCAAUGCUGACGAGCAGCUGUCAUCUGGCACUUUUUGGAUGGACUUGGACAACGUCAUGCAGCACUACGAAUCGAUUUAUCUGAACUGGAACCCUGCUUUGUUCACGCACCGAGCGGAUGUGCAUUUUGCUUGGGAUCUCACGUCACUACGCAGUAGCGGUAAGACGCCAAGAGGCCAAUCAGCAAGCUUGAGCUCACAUCCGCAAUACUCGAUCACACCCAGCAAGAGUGGGAUAGUCUGGAUUCUGCUGUGGAGACAUUUCAAGAACUCUAUUCCGGAUGAUGCGACUGAUGAGCAGAUUGAGGAAGGUCGAUACAGUAUCGACUUGCAGGGCCAUAUCUCGCUUAUGGCCUUCUCGUCUGGUGGACGCAGGAUGCUUCUCCCCGAAAAGCACAUCGAGAAAGGCUGGUAUGUCGACAGCCCACAGACUUUGCUCAAGCUCAAGGACUGCAAGCCCGAAAUGCCUAUAACAAUAGUGCCACUAGAGCAAGACCUAGCAUCUGUGGAGCACACGUUCACAUUGUCAGUGUUUAGUCAUAGUCCGGCGGAGAUCGCGCCAGCGUCUGUGCGGUACCCAUAUGCCCUUACGCUCGCAUCGGCUUGGACAAUCGACACUGCCGGAGGCAAUGCGCAUAGCCCUGCAUACUCCACCAACCCACAAUUUGCGAUUGCCGUGUCUCGAAAGACCAUCAUAAGUCUCCUGCUUGAGGUCACACAAGGGGAUCUGAACGUGCAUGUGAAGCUCGUGCACAGUCGAGGGCAGCGAGUGUACGGUAUACGCAGCAAGGACAUUGUCUUCGACAGUAACGAGUAUAGGCGUGGCUGCUGCGUAUCAGAAGGGCAAGGUCUCGAGCCCGGACAAUACACUAUCAUCUGUAGCACGUUCGAACAGAGCCAACUUGGUACAUUUACCUUGACAGCAGAAUCUUCGCAGCCGAUGCAGAUGCUUCUACUCCCGCGGGAAGGCGCUGGUCGGAUACGACUCGAGCUCAGCACAGUAGCCUUCAGGCAAGAACAGGACAUGGUUGCAGCUCGCAUCGUGGCGAAGCGUCUUGCAAGAUUCUAUGCUGUAGUAAAACCGCUCGACACUGCAGCAAGGCGAGGAACAUCAUCUGCAAAUCGCUCAUUGAUCCGCAUGAGUAUAGAAAGUGGUCGCGGACCGCACAGACACAUCUACAUUGCUUCGAAUGGUGGAGAGUAUGCGGACUGCGGUAGUGGCGUCCGCAUGGAGGAUGUUGACCUAAGGCCCGAGCUGACCCAGCAGGGAGACGGGUUGUGGUUGGUGCUUGAUAGAAGAUACGUUAGUGCUGAGGCUCAGGAGGAGAGGUUCACCAUUGAGCUUUAUGUAGAUCAGCCAGAUGCUGUGACCUGCGGGGUAUGGCGAGCUUGGGAAGAGUGA